Mycetomoellerius zeteki is the source of this 2077-nucleotide messenger RNA. RefSeq names its product histone deacetylase Rpd3. Gene Ontology annotation, biological process: heterochromatin formation. Gene Ontology annotation, molecular function: histone deacetylase activity. The record is from RefSeq and is a predicted model, not a curated record. Lineage: Eukaryota; Metazoa; Arthropoda; Insecta; Hymenoptera; Formicidae. The transcript has 9 exons. The coding region runs from base 188 to 1675 and encodes 495 amino acids. Gene Ontology annotation, cellular component: NuRD complex.
GUGCAAUCGAAUCGAAGCGAAUGAAAGCGAGUUCAGGCGGAUUUGAACGACAUGUAUACUGGAAUAUAGUUGUGUACAGCAGUGUACAGUUGUCAGUAUAAGCCACUACCCAUGGUCUUCGUUUAAUUCUGUACUAAAGUGUUUCAUUGAGUUUCAUCCGAUUUUAACAAGAGCAGAAUCUGUAGAAAUGGCCAUGCAGCCAUUCAAGAAGCGCGUCUGUUAUUACUACGAUAGUGAUAUCGGAAAUUAUUAUUAUGGUCAAGGACAUCCUAUGAAGCCACAUCGUAUACGAAUGACGCACAAUCUACUCUUGAAUUAUGGUCUUUAUAGAAAAAUGGAAAUAUAUCGACCUCAUAAAGCUACAGCAGAAGAAAUGACAAAAUUUCAUAGCGAUGACUACAUCAGAUUUUUGAGAUCAAUACGGCCAGAUAAUAUGGGAGAAUACAAUAAACAAAUGCAACGAUUUAACGUAGGAGAAGACUGCCCUGUUUUUGAUGGUUUGUACGAAUUUUGUCAAUUAUCAGCUGGUGGAUCUGUAGCUGCUGCUGUUAAACUCAACAAGCAAGCCUCAGAAAUUUGUAUCAAUUGGGGCGGUGGCUUACAUCAUGCAAAGAAGAGUGAAGCUUCUGGUUUUUGCUACGUAAAUGAUAUUGUACUUGGGAUCUUGGAAUUGCUAAAAUAUCAUCAGAGAGUUUUGUAUAUCGACAUUGAUGUUCAUCAUGGCGAUGGUGUAGAGGAAGCUUUUUAUACAACGGAUAGAGUAAUGACGGUAUCAUUUCAUAAGUAUGGCGAAUAUUUCCCUGGAACAGGAGAUCUUCGCGAUAUGGGAGCAGGAAAGGGAAAAUACUAUGCAGUUAAUAUACCUUUAAGGGAUGGCAUGGAUGAUGAAAGUUAUGAAUCAAUAUUCGUUCCUAUCAUCUCUAAAGUGAUGGAGACAUUUCAACCUUCUGCUGUUGUUUUACAGUGUGGAGCAGACUCAUUAACAGGUGAUCGAUUGGGAUGCUUCAAUUUAACUGUGAGAGGCCACGGUAAAUGCGUAGAGUUUGUGAAGAGAUAUAAUUUACCUUUCUUGAUGGUGGGAGGUGGUGGUUAUACUAUCAGAAAUGUAUCCAGAUGUUGGACAUAUGAAACAUCGGUGGCUCUCGGAUGUGAAAUUGCUAACGAGCUUCCAUAUAACGAUUACUUUGAAUAUUUUGGCCCUGACUUUAAAUUGCAUAUUAGUCCUUCAAAUAUGACAAAUCAAAACACUUCCGAAUACCUCGACAAAAUUAAAACAAGGUUGUUUGAAAAUCUGAGAAUGCUACCUCAUGCACCUGGCGUACAAGUUCAGGCAAUACCAGAGGAUGGUACCGUUAUUGAAGAUUCAGAAAUUGAAGAGAAGAUGAAUCUUGAUGAAAGACUGCCUCAACGUGAUUUAGAUAAGAGAAUACAACAUGAGAAUGAAUAUAGUGAUAGUGAAGAUGAAGGUGAAAGUGGACGAAGAGAUAACAGAUCAUACAAGGGAUCUACGAAGCGACUGCGUUUGGAAAAAGGUCAAGAAAUGGAUAUGCGUAUUAUGAACAUUAAUACAAAGAAAGAAGAUGAUAUAAAAUCAGAUUUAAGAGAAAAUGAAAAGGAUGAGAAAAUAAAUUUCCUGAAUGAAGAAAUAAGAAAAGAGAGUGGAAUUAAUAUCUGAUGAGUGACUGCUUCAGAAUUUGCAUAUCUGCACAAGUACAAAAGUCCCUAUUUAAAAAUUUAGAUAAGUUUAGAUUAUUUAAAUGAAGAAAUAAUAGAACUUUUUUCAUGGGAUCCUUAUUGUGCUGCAUGUUGAAGCCUCUUCAGAUAGCGAUAUCAUGUGUGUGCAAUCUGCUUAGGCCUGGAUGAAGAUAAGGUAUAUGGAAUCCAAAUAUAUAGAAAGAAAUAUGUAUACAUCAAUGACGAGGAUCUUUUCCAUGAUUCUUAAGAAUUAAGAGAAAGCGCCAAUCUGAAGAUGAAAUUAACAUAUGAAUUUUGUAUAUUACUGUAUUUGUACUUUUGUAUUUAAUGAAAUAAGUAAAGUUGCUUUACAUCACACAAAUAAGAUAAAAAUAAAUACAAA